AGCCGCUUCCGCCAGCGACAGAGAAAAACCGGAAGUGGGAGCCAGUCCUCCCCUCUCGCGGCCGCUCCGGCCGAGAUGGCGGACCUCCACCGCCAGCUCCAGGAGUACCUGGCGCAGGGGAAAGCCGGCGGACUGGCGGCGACAGAGCCGCUGCUUGCUGCGGAAAAGGUGGAGAAGCCCGCGGCGGGGGGCGGGCCGGCGGGAAUGUGGCUGGGCCGCGCGGAUCUGCGCUGGACGUGGGCGCGGAGCCCCGCGGAGCCAACGGCGGCGGCGAGCUCGACGUGCUUUCCCAGCGUGACGCGCACGCAGCGGCUGGUGGCCGCACUGGGCGCCACGCUGUACGCGGCACUCGGGCUGCGCAGUACGUUGUUCACGGCGCUGGGCGCCUGCGUGCAGGUGGCCGCGCUGCUGGCCGUGCUCUUCGGUCUCCUGCCCCGGGGGGCGGUCACCGCGCUGCGUCUAGCGCUCGGGCGCCUGGGCCCGGGCGCCGGCCUCACCAAGGCGCUGCCGGUGUGAGCAGCCUUGGGCCCGUGCCGUCGGGCUAGGACGGACGGAAAUCUUGCACGGAGACCACGCGGAGCCCGGUCCCGGGACGCGCCGUCGGGAGACCACCGGCAGCCGGCCCGCGGCGCGGACGGAGCCGAGGACUGCACCCGCCGUCUUCCACUUCGCGCUGGGGAGAGGCUGCUCCGUUGUCGUCCCAGCGAACCUGUCAACUUCUUCGAGCCGCUGUUCUAAUACUGGGACUUGAGCCGUUUCAGCUCUUCGGGUUCAGCGUCUUCCGCCCUACUGGGUGUGCUAUGAGGUCGGGAUGUUGUGGUUGAUUUGGUGACGAUGCUGUGAAACACGGUAAAUUGCUUUUGCGUUUACCGUGGUCUUAGAUUGAGGGCAGUAAAAAAAAAAUUGUUUAUAACAUUUGAAUUAGCUGCCAUUGUGACUUUUCCGAGACUUUUACCUUUUGUCGUUUAAAAAGUCCACUGGUAGAUUGUAGCGGCUUAGCUACAAUACGCUUGUUUGCUUUGGCUCUUGAAAAUUUACUUUUCCUUCGUUCCCGGGUUUCGGCACCAAAAAAAAAAAUUUUACUUUUCCUCAUUCAAUGAGUGGAUUCUUAAGGGUAUCGAAUUAAACACUAAAUUUAGCCACCAGGUUUUAUUUAAGUACUUUAGUUAAGACGGUUUACUUCGGUUUUUAUUUUUUUUAGUGAGAUUGUAAAUAUGGUGCCUUAUAAAAUGUAAGGAAGAUUGAUUGUGUAUUAGAGAUGAAAGCGAUGGACCAAAAAAGGAAAUGUCUGCCCCCAAAAGCAUGACUUGUCAAUGCUCUGAGAGGUCUCUGGGCAGAAUUGCGUUGGGGACUCCUGCCAGACAAGACUUCUGCACCCAAAGUUCUGUGUUUGACGGAAACGUAUUUCUACAAGUCCUAAUUACCAUUCCUAGUUUUAUUGUCUGCUUUUUAAAGUAUAAUUUAUAUUUUGUAGGUUGAUUCUAACGCAGUGUAAGAUGCUCUUCAUGUCUGACAAGUUUCCUUUUAGGUUCAGCAUUUUCUCGUCUUUGAUUUUAUUGCAUAUUCUAACAUACUGCCAAAAAGUUCGGACUCAGUACUCUCAUGAGUCCAGAAAACAUGCUUUGUCAGUAGCUCUGUAUUAACUAGAAAGUAAAAGUAUUUGGAAGUUUUAGAUUCUGUAUCCCUGGUUCUCAGCUCACAUCAGAAUCACUUGAAGACCAGUUCAGCGGGGAAUCUGGAGCCGGGUGGCAGGGCACCCGGGCAUAAGGAAUUUUUCAGAGCUCCCCAGGUGAUCCCCUGUUCAGCUCGGGUGGAGAACACUGUUCCGUGGGCUGGACUGCACAGUUUGAGAAUGAUCUUCUGGGGAAGUCAGAGUCCACCUGCCUCAACAGGUGUGUCGGGCAGCAGUAGAGCGUUGCCUCAGUUCACCCUCAGGAUUUAUGUUCCUAGAGCCUGAUCAGUGUCAUAAGCCCUGCCUCAACUCCAUGGGGCUCCGCACCCUGGUAUUCUCGAAGAAUUACUGCCUGUUCCCCUUUCAGUAAACAGGGCUAUCUAUCUACCUCAGGAGGGACGAGAGGGUGUUUGUAGUAAAAACACAUGCACUGUUUCCAGAGGGACUUCCUGUAACUGGAAAAAACUGCCAUCGGCUGCUCCUUCUGUCCCCCAAUUAAAUCUCUGUUCUAAGGUCUGUUUCUUUAGAAUUUGCACAGCUGAAGGUUUGACAGUGUUUAGCCCAUUUUUAUGUUGAUGCUGUUACUUUUUUAAAAUUUGUUUUCCCAGCAUUUUCUCAAGAAUUCAAACACUGAAAAUCUAGCAUUUAUAAAUUCAAAGCACAAUACCUUGUAUGUACUUGGUAGUGAUGUUUUAAAAUUUCCUAAGUGUUUAGUAAACUACAGUGUAAAGAUUUCAAUUUUUCCUAAAGGAAUUCUUUCUCAAAAUGUGAUUUGGUUAUGUUUGUUGAGGUGCUGUACUGUUGAAAUGUUACAACAGUAAAGUUCUUACCACAUGGAUCUCAGAAAAAGCUUCUCAAUACAGGUUUGCUCCUGGAUCCCAUUUUAGCUUAUCAGAAUUUGAUUACCGCUUCUUUAUAUGCUGUGCCAUUGGAGGGCAAAUAAAGAAUAUCCCACAAACUUGCA
Suricata suricatta (meerkat) is the source of this 2636-nucleotide messenger RNA. RefSeq names its product SFT2 domain containing 3 (gene SFT2D3). Bases 76 to 516 code for a protein of 146 amino acids. The record is from RefSeq and is a predicted model, not a curated record. The transcript is spliced from 2 exons. Lineage: Eukaryota; Metazoa; Chordata; Mammalia; Carnivora; Herpestidae.